CUAAGUGGUGAUGACACUGACACCAUGAUUGAAAUGGUUGCACCAGCGAACCAUUUAAUGGAAGCCCUUUGAGUGAGGACCAAGCUUCAGCACCAAGAAACCGAAUGAAAGCAGCAUGAUAGAGCUACCCAGCUGUAUCAGUAAAAAUCCUCAACCCCUCAUUUCUAAAGUCUUCCAAAAUAUUAAAAACUUUUCGCUUCAUGGCUCAAAGAUCCAAAAGCUACAGCAUAGAAUGGUGGAAAUGGUUAUCAAGGAUACUCUAACUUUUGACGCUGUUGAAGGUAAAAGCUUCUUAAGUUUUAUGAAACAACAUUUUCCUCUUUACAAAGUCCCAACAAGAGACAAAGUACAGGCUCACUUUGAAAAAAUGUACGAUGAAGAAAAAGAAAAAAGUGUAGAAAUGCUAAAAACUUUUUCAUAUUUGAGUUUAAUGACAGAUAUCUGGACUGAUGUAGAAAUGAAUAGCAUGCUUAAUGUGACCAUUUGUGGUGUAAAUGGGACGAAGCAAUUUAAUGGAACAAUUGGCAUUUAUAAAUUAACGGAAGCACAUACUGCAUCACAUAUUUGCGAAGUUGUCAUUGCUGCUUUGAAAGACUUUUCUAUUCACGAAAAACAAGUAAUGGCUGUAGUGACCGACAAUGGUGCAAAUAUCGUAAAAGCAGUAUUCAUUCAUUUGGUAAAAAACGAAAUAUUCCUUGUGUUGCACACACCCUCAAUUUGGUAUGUGAAAACUCACUAA
Molecule: messenger RNA, 739 nt
Organism: Bactrocera latifrons
Lineage: Eukaryota; Metazoa; Arthropoda; Insecta; Diptera; Tephritidae
Exons: 2
Coding region: 116-739 (207 amino acids)
Source: RefSeq, a predicted model, not a curated record